This is a messenger RNA of Platichthys flesus (European flounder), 447 nucleotides long. Its product is annotated as histone H2A, sperm-like. Gene Ontology annotation, molecular function: structural constituent of chromatin; DNA binding; protein heterodimerization activity. The transcript has 2 exons. The record is from RefSeq and is a predicted model, not a curated record. Gene Ontology annotation, cellular component: nucleosome. NCBI's taxonomy places the organism in Eukaryota, Metazoa, Chordata, Actinopteri, Pleuronectiformes, Pleuronectidae. Bases 1 to 447 code for a protein of 148 amino acids.
AUGGUGUCUCUGUCGGCUCGAACCGUCUGGAAGCCAGGAAUGGUGACGUUGGAGUCCGGUAUCUGCUCGUGCAGCCACGUUUCCCCCCGCUCUGCAGCCCCGCCGUCUCGUCUUAAGUUCCUCCGGGAUGGUGGGUCUCUCUCCGGCCAAGAGGGUAGUGUGCCUCAGGGCGAUCAGCUUGUCGCGGGUGCAGGUGCUGGCGCCCCCGUCUAUCUGGCGGCUGUGAUGGAGUACCUCACCGCUGAGAUCCUGGAGCUGGCUGGAAACGCUGCACGCGACAACAAGAAGAGCCGUAUCAUCCCCCGCCACCUGCAGCUGGCCGUCCGCAACGACGAGGAACUCAUCAUACUCCUGGGCGGAGUGACCAUCGCUCAGGGCGGCAUGCUGCCCAACAUCCAGGCUGUUCUUCUGCCCAAGAAGACCGAGAAGGCCCCCAAGUCCAAGUAA